Messenger RNA from Mesocestoides corti, 3450 nucleotides. Lineage: Eukaryota; Metazoa; Platyhelminthes; Cestoda; Cyclophyllidea; Mesocestoididae. The record is from the annotation of a GenBank genome assembly.
AUGAGUCAACCCACCACCCUGCCAAAAUCUGCACCAACAAAGAGAGCCUUUCGUAUUGCUCACCAAGCACUCUGUCUUACAAACAUCGACUUCUCUCAAUGCAUUGUGCUUGGUUUUACCCAGUUGGUAGUUUGGCCGCUGGAUACCUCUCUCAGGCGUAUCCCUCUGAAUGUGCGCCAGUGUCGUGUGCAUCGGGUUCUUUUGGAGGCUGCAGAAGAUCAUUUUAAGGGUCCCGUGGACCCCUAUUCGCGCAUUUAUCCCCCUACCGACGUACCAGUUUCUUUCUCGGACCCUUGUAUUGAAAUAUACAAGCAAGAUUCCAAGUUUCGAACCUUGGAUAGUUUUGAAACGAAGCACACUUCAGCAGUCGCUGCUGCCGACCCAGAUGAGGGAGGUGGAGAAUUGACCAUUCGGAUUCCACCCACUUUCUUCAGCCUCGUUCAGGAGAAACGACCUCUUUUGAUCACCAUCGAAUUCUCGCUCACUCGUCCCACGUAUGGCUUCCAUUUCGUCAUCCCAGAAGACGGUUCUCUGGAGAGUGCGUGCGCUUUUACCGGGGGCCCCCCAAACUCCUCUCGUGCUUGGUUUCCGUGCCUUGACUGCAGCGAACCGUGCACCUGGAAGAUUGAAAUCACCGUUGACGACGACUUCGUCGCCAUAGCACCUGGUGAACUCCUUGGUCCUCCCGAGUACACCGACGACUUGCGCUCAAAAACGUACCAAUUCUACCUCGCACAUCCCACCUCGGCGCCUUCUAUUGGUCUGGCGGUCGGUGCCUUUGACAUCUUUCCUGACCCGAAUGAGUCGACGGGUACCACGAUCAUCACCCACUUUUGCCCAAAAGGUCUACUUCCCCUGUUGGAACACACUAUUCAACCGCUCGCAGGGGUUGUCGAAUACUACGAGGGCGAGCUAGCCUCACAGUUUCCGUUUCACUCCUUAAAAACGGUGUUUGUCGAUCGCGCGUUCGAGGAUCACCAAUCGUUCGCCUCACUCAUAGUCUUCUCCGUCGAUUUACUGCACUCGGCGCGCAUAAUCGACCAGGCGAUUGCAACUCGUCGUGUUUUUGCAUUUGCAGUUGCACAGCAAUUUUUCGGGUGCGCGCUGCAAGCCGAGACGUGGUGUGGUGCCUGGUUGCCCUACGGCAUAGCCGGUUACCUUGCCGGACUUUAUCAGAAACGGGUCUUUGGCAAUAAUGAGUACCGCUACCUCAUCGCCAAUGAAAUGCGGACCGUGACUAUGUACGAACACACGCGGCAUGGCAUCAUCUUGGACCCGAGUAAUACGAUUCGUAAGAAUACGUAUUUCAGCCUAAAACACCCCCAGGUCCUCUCUCCAGAAUACCUAAACGUCUACAUCAAAAAGUCCCACCUGGUGAUCAGGAUGCUAGGCAUGCGAUUCGGUCAACGCGUAAUUCUACAGGUUUUUAACAAACUCUUCGCAUUGGCUCGUUUAUCAACCAAUCAGUCCUCCGGUUCGGACGAGGAGUUGUCCACCGACGUCGCCUCAGCGCCAGGCAAUGCCGCGAGCAGCGGUCGGGACGGCGUCGUGCCCCCGUUGUUGAGCGAUGAGAACCGUUCCAACUUGCUUCUUUCCACCGAAUUUUUCAGGCGGAUAAUCUCCACAGUUACGGGACAGGAUAUAGAAAACUUCCUUGACCAAUGGGUCUUCAAACCGGGUCACGUUCGCCUCUUCGCCAAGUUCCAUUUCAAUCGGAAGCGCAACGUUGUUGAACUAGAAUUGAAACAGGAUCUCCAAUCGCGCAGCACCCUUAACUACACCGGUCCGUUGACCGCCAUGCUGCAGGAGCUUGACGGACCCUUCAUGCACACCUUCAAACUGGAAGAGGGCCGGACCUCCAGGGAUCUGCAGUGCCACUCGAAAUCACGAAAGCACAAGAAGAAGAAGAUUCCUCUCUCCAACGGCGAUGAGGUCGAAAUGGAUCUGGGUCGGAUCGACUCCGACUCUCCCCUCCUUUGGCUGCGACUAGAUCCCGACCUGACGGUGAUCCGGAGCAUCCACACGGAACAGGCGGACUUCGCGUGGCACCUGAUGCUGACUUACGAUCGGGACUGUCUUGGCCAAUUGGAGGCUGUGCAUGCUUUAGCUGACUUCGCGUCACCUGAAACUCGUCAUGCAUUGUCCAAUAUCGUCGGGGACGAAAAGGCAAGCUAUCAAGUGUACUACCGAGUGAGAACCGACGCCUGUUUCGUCCUCUGUCGCGUCGCCAACGAAUUAGCAAGCGUCGGUGGAGGUAGUGGCCUUGGCGGUGCUGCUGGUGGUGGUGGGGUUGGGGGAGGUUCCAGUCAUCAUCCCCAUCAAACCUCGUCGGUUCUGAUUCCCCUGUUUUGGCAACUCUACUCCUCCCCCAUGGCCCGUGGACUCGUCCGUCAGAACGACUUCUCCAAUCUCCAACGCUACUUCCUGCAAAAGGCCAUCGUGCGGGCUGUUGCCACCCUGCGUGUCCAGCAAGUCUGUCCUCGUGACGUGCUGAACUUUCUGGUUGAGUUGAACCGCUACAAUGACAACUCGCGAAACGACUAUUCAGAUUGCUACUAUCGCGCCGAGUUGAUUAAAGCCAUGAAGGACACGCUGACUCCUGCGAUUGUCAUGCGCGGCGUGAUUUCGGUCUCCUCACUGCCCCUUGAGGUGCGGACGGUGGUUGAGGAGGUGGCUCGGUGCAUAAAUCUCGACUCACAGAUCCCUAGCUACAAGAAAGCCGUCACCGUGGCAUGUCUCCUCGCCAUACGUCGCCUUCAGCGAUUUGGGUUUCUCCCGGUCGAACCAAAGUUCUUCUACAAAGCAGCCUCCCCCGGUCAAUACACGGACGUGCGGUUGGCGGCCAUCAAGUGUCUGGCUGACUACGUUCGUGUUGAGAGGGACCAGGCUGCUUUAGACUGGCUGUUUGAUGAAAUAAUCGAGAAGAAUGUCGACUCAGAGGCAUCGUAUCCUCGUCUUCGCUACGAAACUGUCCGCCUUCUCAUAAACACUCCUCCGUUUCCACGUGGAGAGACGGGAAGUAGACUGGACAAGCCGCAGCUGGUUGACCGACUGUGGGCCCUGAUGAACUACGGCUGUGCGGGGGACUCGAGAUUGCGCUGUGCUGUAGCUGAUCUCUACUUCACGCUCUAUGGGAACAGGAGGCCGGCUUGCCUCCCCCUGGCAGAGGGUGUGCUCCUAGUUCGAGUCCGUGAGGGUCGAUCGAUGGUCAGACUCCCGGAGAAGGAGGGAUCAAUGGAUGGAGACCGGAGUGACGCAAACGAGGACACAAUGUUCGAGUCAACUGCGAGGCAGCAAACGGACGAUUCCUCACCCCCCGCCAAAAGAAGAAUGGAGCAUUUGAGUGAUGAUGACGAUGAGAUCUUUGUAAGAGUUUGUUUAGUUUUCACUCGGGGUUUUCGUCUAAAUCCAAAACGUUCUUGGGACCUAUGGGUCUCCGAAUUAUUGUGA